AUGAAAUUUAGCAGGCAUGACACCUCAGCUGAAAUAGAUUUUGCAACAAGACCAGAAAAAGGUGGAUAACCAAAUUUACAAGAGAGGUUUCGGAACUCUGCUCUUUAGAAAAAAUGGUUGUUCUGUGCUCCACAUGGUCUGCACCUAACCUCUUUUCAGCGAUAGCUGUCAUAAAUUUGUUUUGAUCAAGGAUUUUGUGUUUUUCCCUGAUUUUUCCUUGUAAUACAAGAUAUGGCAAUUGAUAAACCAAUAGCACAUAGACCGGGAGCCUUCAAGCAAACAAACAAAGAACAUAAACAUGGAAGACAUCGUUCAAAAGGCUCCAUAAGCCUGGCUGCUAAAGGUAAAAUAUCUAUUAAAACGAUUUCUAAGAAACUUAAAAAGGACCUGAAUAAAGAUCAGAGACGCAACCAAGCGAUCCAGUUAAGGAAGAAAAAGAGAGAUGAACUCUUGGCUAAGAAGCGAUCCCUAGGUGGCACAGACUAUGCCCCCUUCUUGGUAUGCAUAAUACCAUUGAGCAAGGAUAUUUACCCAGACACUGCAGUGGCUAUACUUGAGCAGUGUGAUGAAGAGGCUGUUGUUAGUAAAAGCCCCUUAGGCUCAACACACAUUAGUGUCCCAAGGUUUAAGCAAAGAUUUGAAUUUAUUACCCCACCUGCUGGAGAUGAUUUUGCUGUACUUGAUACUCUGAAAAUAGCAGAUACUGUUGUGUUCUUAAUAUCAGCUGCAAAAGGACUGGAGGAAAAUGAAGACUUGGUAGACAGAUGGGGUAAUAAUAUACUUUUGUCAUCAUUUGCUCAAGGAUUGCCAACACCAGUUGUUGUGAUCAGUGAUCUGGAGAGUAUAGCACCCAAAAAAAGGCAGGAACAUAAACAGAAUAUACAAAAACUAGUCAACAAAUGGCUACCAGAUGAAAAAGUGAUGACAUUAGACAAGAAUGCGGAUGGUGUCAACCUUCUAAGAAGAAUAGGCAAUCAAAAAGGAAAUCUGUUCUGUAUAGAGACAGAAGGCCACACUUGAUAGCUGAGACAGUUGAAUAUGUCUCUCAUAGUGAAGGUGCAUUGGGAACCUUGAAAGUAACAGGGUAUUUGAGAGGCGCCACUUUAUCUGUGAACCAACUGGUGCAUAUACCAGGACUAGGUGAUUACCAAAUGGUGCAGAUUGAUGCACCUACUGAUCCCUAUAAAGUAGAAAAGAACAAAAAUAAAUCAGAAAAUGCAAUGGAUUCUGACCAAAUCGUGAUAAGGCUUCUUGAAAAAUGUGAUCCCUCAAAACAGGAAUCACUAGACUCAGAAAAUGUUCCUGAUCCCAUGGAUGCUGAGCAAACCUGGCCUACAAGUGAAGAAAUUGAAAUGGCUGAAAAAGAACAAAAGACGAAGUUAGUAAAGAAGGUUCCUAAAGGCUGGUCAGACUACCAAGCGGCUUGGAUUCCCGACGACCCUGAGUUUUUCGAAGAAGAUUCUGACGAAGAAAGUGAAGAGGGCAUGGAAGAAGCAAUGUCAGAGGAUAAAUCAGAGAACUCCGACCAAGACCAAGAUGCUGAUGAGUUUCAGACUGCGGUAGAUUCGGAAGUCGCAAUUAGCGAUGAGAAAUAUGACAAGGAGAUGGACAUGGAAGCUGAAAAACGAGAGUUGGAGAAGUUGAAGGCUGCAAAGAGUGACAGGCAGUUUCCUGAUGAAGUCGACACGCCCAUGGAUCAGCCUGCAAGGAUACGGUUUCAAAAGUACAGAGGGUUGGAAAGUUUCAGGACAUCUCCAUGGGAUCCCAAAGAAAACUUACCUAGUGACUAUUCAAGAAUUUUUCAGUUUGAAAAUUUCGAUAGGACUAGGAAAAGAGUGUUGGCGGAACAGGAAGAUAAGGAAGGUGCACUGCCUGGGUGGUAUAUCACGAUCCAUUUGAAAGAUGUAUCACAGUUGCAAUGGUCUGCAUUCAAGUCCACAAACAAACCUUUGGUGGUCAUCGGAAUGUUCCCACACGAACACAAAAUGUCUGUGUUGAAUGUGGUAUUGAAGAGGACUAACAAUUUCACAGCUCCAAUAAAGUCGAAAGAAAGAUUGAUCUUUCAGUGUGGAUACCGCAGAUUUACUGUGAACCCUGUUUUUAGCAGUCAUACUAAUGGACAAAAGCAUAAGUUUGAAAGAUACUUCCAACCAGACUCAACGGCCGUAGCUACCUUUUAUGCCCCUAUACAGUUUCCUCCAGCUCCAGUACUUUGCUACAAAGAAGUAUUUGGGACACUGGUACUAGUGGCAACUGGAAGCCUUCUGUCAUGCAAUCCAGAUAGAUUGGUCAUCAAAAGGAUUGUUUUAUCAGGACAUCCAAUGAAAAUCCAUAAAAAAUCUGCAGUGAUCAGGUUCAUGUUCUUCAAUAGAGAAGAUAUCGUGUAUUUUAAACCAGUCAAACUAAGGACCAAAAUGGGGAGAACUGGACAUAUUAAAGAACCUUUAGGUACUCAUGGCCACAUGAAAUGUGUUUUCGACGGUCAACUAAAAUCCAUGGACACAGUGCUACUAAAUCUAUACAAAAGGGUGUUUCCCAAGUGGACAUAUGAGGACCUUCUUGUGAACUGUGACAAUAAUGAGGGUAGCAUGGAAACAUAGAAUUAGGAAUGUUCAUUUUCUGCAUAAUAGACUUAUGCAACGCAACUGAUCCUUUUUAUUUUAUGUUUUUGAAUGUUAAAUUAAUAAAACAAUAUAAGAAUCUAA
Molecule: messenger RNA, 2705 nt
Organism: Acanthoscelides obtectus
Lineage: Eukaryota; Metazoa; Arthropoda; Insecta; Coleoptera; Chrysomelidae
Source: the annotation of a GenBank genome assembly